CACACAGCUGGACGCUUCCGCGGAGAGUCGGUCCACCGGCGCCCGGGCGUGCCCGCGGGGAGUGCCUGAGGAGCCGCACCGCAGCACAGGCCGCCCUUCGCCUUGCCGGCCAUGGCCGCGCGUCUCCUGCUCCGCGGCUCCCUGCGCCUUUGGGGCGGCCGCUGUGCGCCGUGCCCUCCGCUCGCCGCGAGAUGCUCUCAUUCUGGAGCAGAACGACUGGAAACACCUUCUGCUAAAAAAAUGACAGACAUAGGAAUUAGAAGAAUCUUUUCUUCAGAUCACGAUAUUUUCCGAGAAAGUGCAAGGAAAUUUUUUCAAGAAGAAGUGAUUCCUCAUCAUUCAGAAUGGGAGAAAGCAGGAGAAGUGAGCAGGGAGCUUUGGGAGAAAGCUGGAAAACAGGGACUACUCGGGAUCAACAUUGCAGAGCAUCGCGGUGGCAUUGGUGGGGACUUGCUAUCAUCAGCCAUUGUGUGGGAGGAACAAGCAUAUUCAAAUUGUACAGGUCCGGGUUUUAGCCUUCAUUCAGAUAUCGUCAUGCCCUACAUUGCCAACUACGGCACAGAAGAGCAGGUUAAGCGCUUCAUCCCCCAGAUGACUGCUGGCAAAUGUAUUGGGGCCAUAGCGAUGACAGAGCCUGGUGCUGGAAGUGACUUACAAGGAGUAAGAACAAACGCCAAAAAGGAUGGAAGUGAUUGGAUUCUUAAUGGAAGCAAGACGUUCAUCACUAACGGAUGGCUGAGUAAUGUCGUGAUUGUCGUCACAGUCACCAACCGUGAAGCUCGCUCUCCUGCCCAUGGCAUCAGCCUUUUCCUGGUGGAAGAUGGAAUGAAAGGGUUUAUUAAGGGAAAAAAGCUAAAUAAAAUGGGAUUAAAAGCCCAGGAUACUGCAGAACUGUUCUUUGAAGAUGUCCGGUUGCCAGCGAGUGCCCUACUUGGAGAAGAGAAUAAAGGCUUCUAUUACCUCAUGCAAGAGCUUCCACAGGAAAGGUUGCUAAUUGCUGACUUGGCAGUUUCAGCCAGUGAAUUCAUGUUUGAAGAAACCCGGAACUAUGUGAAAGAAAGAAAAGCUUUUGGGAAGACAGUUGCACACAUACAGACCGUGCAGCAUAAACUAGCAGAAUUAAAAACGGACAUCUGUGUGACCAGAGCAUUUGUGGACAGCUGUCUCGAGCUACAUGAUAAGAAACGUCUGGACUCUGCCACUGCUUCCAUGGCGAAAUACUGGGCAUCUGAGUUACAAAAUCGAGUGGCUUAUGAAUGUGUACAACUUCACGGAGGUUCAGGAUACAUGUGGGAGUAUCCAAUUGCGAAAGCUUAUGUGGAUGCCCGAGUUCAGCCAAUCUAUGGUGGCACCAAUGAGAUCAUGAAGGAACUGAUUGCCAGAGAGAUCGUCCGUGACAAGUAGACAUCUACCCGCAUCCUGGAAUCCUAUUACAACUAAUCUGGUUUUAAAUCUGCUGCUGGGAAGGGGGAAUGCUAACCAUAUUUUUGUACAGCCUCCUUGUAGGAAAACAAGUCAAAUAAAAAUAUUAACACAGCAGAAAGAAAUUUUUCAAUCCCGCUAUUCAAAAAUUCUCCAGUAUAAGAUUUAAUUAACCUUUAUUUUUUUUAAUACAGUUGAAGGUUAAAGAUUUGCAAGGUACAGAAGCCUUAAUUUUUCAUUUAUCUCUGUAAUUCUGAAAAAGCAUGAAUUACCUAAACCUGUAUAACAUUAAGCCAGGAAUAAUUCAAUGUUGCUACAGUAUGAAAACAUUUAUGAUGUUUAUAACAUAUUGACGGUGUCUUCAGCUACCUUAGCUCCAAAUUUUCUGGAACAGUGGUUCCACCAGCCUAUCCCAAUGCAUUUUGAAACUCUUCACUCAAAUAUUGUACCCUAUAAUUAUUUACAGUUGUCACAUAUUAAUUAAAGAUUAAAUAAAGCUUUUAAGAAUAA
Messenger RNA from Ochotona curzoniae (black-lipped pika), 1932 nucleotides. RefSeq names its product acyl-CoA dehydrogenase long chain (gene ACADL). Gene Ontology annotation, cellular component: mitochondrion. The record is from RefSeq and is a predicted model, not a curated record. Lineage: Eukaryota; Metazoa; Chordata; Mammalia; Lagomorpha; Ochotonidae. Gene Ontology annotation, molecular function: long-chain fatty acyl-CoA dehydrogenase activity; flavin adenine dinucleotide binding. The coding region runs from base 112 to 1404 and encodes 430 amino acids. The transcript is spliced from 11 exons. Gene Ontology annotation, biological process: carnitine metabolic process, CoA-linked; fatty acid beta-oxidation using acyl-CoA dehydrogenase; long-chain fatty acid catabolic process.